UCUUCUUCUUCGUCUCUCUCGACGAAUCACGGGACGCCAGCAGCCGAUCGAGCCCCGGCCAACCACGGCAGCGCCAGCGAGCCGAGGUGAGAAGUGCAGGAGCAGGGCGCGAAUUCUACCCAGAAAGCCGAAGGCUACGAGCAGAAAAACAAGCGGGUCUCGAUGGCAGAGGGGUCGAAGCCGGACGUCCCGCUGUUCCAGCUCCUCACCGACCUUCUCCAGCAGGUGGAGUCAAUGAGCAACCAGGAAGAAGUAGAGUUGCGUGCUAAGAUCGAAGCAUUAGGAUUAGAAGUCACCAAGGUACCAGAGCAGGCACCUAAGCAUCUUGACGAGCUCGAAAUAGCUGCAGAGCUGGACAAACUAUCAUCACGGCUUGAUAACGUGGACAAGAUGAUAUCAUCUGCCAUGGCCUCAGAUCCAGAGGUGAAAUCUCUUCUUAGCAGCACUGCUGAUAUCUGGAUGCCAGUCAUUACUGCAUCUGCCGAUGAGAGACGGGGGUUUGCAGGGACAAGCAGUGAAGGCAGCCAGGACGAGGAGGAGAGUUCCAAGCAAUAGCUGGCAUAUAUGGGCUGUAAUUAUUUCAUUUUGUGGGAUCGUAUCAACCUGGUAUAUGUUCAUUCAAACCAGUGUUUUCAUCAGGGUCAUGUAUCAAAAGUUUUUUUUGACGAAAUAAACAAUAAACCCACAUAUGUCAUGUACAAUAAUUCAAUAAUGAGUGUAAUGAUCUAAAUUGUGAACCCUUCAGUUGGCCUCAAUGUAACACUGAUCAGUUUUUUCAGUUGUCA
Messenger RNA from Setaria italica (foxtail millet), 785 nucleotides. RefSeq lists its product as uncharacterized. The transcript is spliced from 3 exons. The record is from RefSeq and is a predicted model, not a curated record. The coding region runs from base 163 to 555 and encodes 130 amino acids. Lineage: Eukaryota; Viridiplantae; Streptophyta; Magnoliopsida; Poales; Poaceae.